AUGUCAUGGCCGAGGACAGCCGCAGGCUGUGUGCGGGCGCUGAUAGGCGUCCUCGCAGUGACCGCGCACUGUACCCAGGCAACUGAGGCCUCCCAGCAAGAGGCCUGCGACGAGGUCGUGACGCUGCUUCAGCGCUUCCGGCGCAGCCCCUCUGCGGAGCCUGUGAGCUUGCGGGAUGCAGCGGCAAGGGCCGCAUCCCUGGCGCGGGAGCUUACCCGGGAGGAGAUCCAGGGACUGAUCCGCGGCACCGGCUAUGCAGACAGCGUGUACAACCCACCUCCGGGCUUCUUCGUGGGCAACACGGACCCGGUGCCACGGAAGGGCAUCCCCUCCCUCAACCUCCAGGAUAACGGCCAGGGAUACCGCACCGUGCAGCCAGUACAGAUUGGCCAGGUCACGUCCUUCCCUUCCACCCUUGCGGUGGCAGCCACAUGGGACGAAAGUCUUGGCCGUGCCUGGGGUGAGGCUUUGGGCAAAGAGUUCCUUACCAAGGGCGCCAACGUCCUGCUGGGCUUCUUGGCUUCGUUUCAGAUCAUCCGGGGUGCUGGAGCAUAUUCCCCGAGCUACAAGUAG
Molecule: messenger RNA, 573 nt
Organism: Symbiodinium sp. CCMP2592
Lineage: Eukaryota; Dinophyceae; Suessiales; Symbiodiniaceae
Source: the annotation of a GenBank genome assembly